CCGGCGGGAGGGCCGCCCGUUCGAUCUGCGACACGUGCAUACAAACACCAAGUCGAUUGCUCGACGCUCGCGAAGAUUCCCCCGCGCUGCCAGACGCUAAAGCCACCCAACUCUUUGUGGCUUGCAUCGCCAUGGCCACAGUCCCGACGGACCGCCACGCCACGCAUAGCCACGUUCGCUUACGCAAAAGCCUUGCGUCAACGCGUACACCUGCUCUACAGCCCUGCGAGCCAUGGGGCGCUCGUGAAAGCGUCCCUCCUCCUCGCUCAACGAUAGGAACGCAACGAUCACCCAACCAGCCGACGGCUCCUUUUCGCCAUCGAGGGCGAGCGGCUACUACCGUACAGAGUACAUGCUUUGGAGUGUCGUACUGUUUGGCUGUCGACGAGAGCUCGCUCGUCGCUGCGAAAACCCGCCAUCGGGACGCCAAGUUGCGUGCGAUUAGCCGCAUGACCAUCGCGUGGUGGCAAGCCCAAUCUUUUUGUUGCAUAGCAGGGUCUUCCACAUCAUCCUCGACGUCAUUUCCGCUUUUGCCUCCAACUGCAAAGAUGGCCCUGACCCACGAAGAAGAGACGCUGUGCGUCAACACGGUGCGCAUGCUCGGCGCCGACCAGCCGACGGCCGGCAAGUCGGGCCACCCCGGCGCGCCCAUGGGCUGCGCGCCCAUGGCCCACACGCUCUUUGGCAAGGUCAUGCGCUUCAACCCGAGCAACCCCAAGUGGGCCAACCGCGACCGCUUCGUGCUCUCCAACGGCCACGCGUGCGCGCUCCAGUACUCGAUGCUGCACCUCACGGGCUACGACGUGCCGAUCGAGAGCCUCAAGUCGUUCCGCCAGUGGGGCUCCAAGUGCCCGGGCCACCCCGAGAACUUUUGCACGCCCGGCGUCGAGGUCUCGACUGGUCCGCUUGGCCAAGGUCUCUCGAACGCGGUCGGUCUCGCGAUCGCCGAGAAGCACUUGGCCGCCGAGUUCAACAAGGACGGCCACAACAUUGUCGACCACUACACGUACGUCAUUUGCGGCGACGGCUGCAUGCAGGAGGGCGUCACGUCCGAGGCGUCGUCGCUCGCGGGCCACCUCGGCCUCGGCAAGCUCAUUGUCUUGUACGACGACAACUUGAUCACGAUCGACGGCCACACGGACAUUUCGUUCACGGAAGAUGUCGCCAAGCGCUACGAAGCGUACAACUGGCACGUGCAGGUGGUCGACGACGGCAACUACGAUUUCGAGGCGCUCCACAAGGCCGUGCUCGCCGCCAAGGCCGUCACGGACAAGCCGUCGCUCAUCAAGAUCCGCACGACGAUCGGUCUCGGCUCCAAGAUUGAAAACACGCACUCGGUGCACGGCGCGCCGCUCAAGGCCGACGACACGGCGUCGAUCAAGGAGAAGUUUGGCCUGAAGAACGAACCGUUCUUUGUCCCGGACGUGGCCCGCGAGUACUAUGACCGCCGCGAGGUCGGCGCGUCGCAGGAGGCCGAGUGGCAGGCGCGCUUGGACGCGUACGCCGCUGCAUACCCGGUGGAAGCCGCCGAGUUUGUCCGCCGCAUGGAGGGCCGUCUUCCGGACGGCUGGAAGGCCAACUUUCCGACGUUCUCGCCCGAAGACAAGGGCCUCGCGACGCGCCAGUUCUCCGAGAAGGCGCUCAACGCCGCCGCCGCGGCCUUGCCCGAGCUCGUCGGCGGCUCGGCCGACCUCACGCCGUCGAACCUGACCAAGCUGACCAUGUCGGGCGACUUCCAGAAGGACACGCCGAUCGGCCGGUACCUGCGCUUUGGCGUCCGCGAGCACGGCAUGGCGGCGAUCUGCAACGGCCUCUUUGCCCACGGCGGCGUGCGUCCGUUCUGCGCGACGUUCUACAACUUUAUCGGGUACGCGCUCGGGGCGGUCCGCGUCUCGGCGCUCUCGCAGUUUGGCGUGCUCUACAUUGCGACCCACGACAGCAUCUUCCUCGGUGAGGACGGCCCGACGCACCAGCCGAUCGAGAUGAACGCGUCGCUGCGGUCGAUGCCCAACAUGUUUCUCUACCGUCCGGCCGACGGCAACGAGGUCUCGGGCGCCUACAUUGACGCGAUCGAGCACCAGACGCAGACGUCGGUGCUGACGUUUACGCGCCAGGGCGUGCCCAACCUCCAUGGCUCGUCGGCGGCGAAGGUUGCGCUCGGUGCGUACGUGCUCUCGCCGGUUGUCCGUGGCGAGGUUGUUGUCGCUUUCGCUGGCGCUGUCGAUCUCGUCAUGAUCGCGACCGGCUCGGAAGUCUCGCUCGCGAUCGAGGCGGCGACGCUCCUCCCGGACAAGGUUGUCCGCAUCGUCUCGGCGCCGUGCGUCGACAUCUUUGAAAAGGCGUCGGUCGACUACAAGAAGGAGGUGCUCCUCGAGGGUGUCCCGAUUCUCAGCGUCGAGGCGGCGUCGACGUACGGCUGGGACCGCUUCUCGCACCUGCAGUUUGGUCUCGACCGCUUUGGCGCGUCGGCGACGAUCGAGCAGCUCCGCGAACACUUUGGCUUUAACGCGCCGGCGGUCGCCGCCGAGGCGCAGAAGUUGUUGGCGUUCUACGCUGGCCGCGCCGUGCCAUCGCUCUUUGACGUGCCGGCCCGCCGCGUCGUCAAGGAAGGCCACCACUAAAUGUGCAGCUAAGCUUACAAUUUGGAUUAUACUAGUCUUGGACAUGCAGCGUACAAAGCGCAAGGACCGUGUUCACGGUCGAGAUGGUGAAGGUUCUAGAUCAACAACACCGCAAGCACCGCCCGUCACGAUAAAGCGUUGAGAGCUCC
Saprolegnia diclina VS20 is the source of this 2770-nucleotide messenger RNA. RefSeq names its product transketolase. The record is from RefSeq and is a predicted model, not a curated record. NCBI's taxonomy places the organism in Eukaryota, Oomycota, Saprolegniomycetes, Saprolegniales, Saprolegniaceae. Gene Ontology annotation, biological process: pentose-phosphate shunt. Gene Ontology annotation, molecular function: transketolase activity. Gene Ontology annotation, cellular component: cytosol. The coding region runs from base 132 to 2621 and encodes 829 amino acids. The transcript has a single exon.